This is a messenger RNA of Eremothecium sinecaudum, 816 nucleotides long. RefSeq names its product Pno1p (gene PNO1). Lineage: Eukaryota; Fungi; Ascomycota; Saccharomycetes; Saccharomycetales; Saccharomycetaceae. Gene Ontology annotation, cellular component: nucleolus. Gene Ontology annotation, molecular function: RNA binding. The transcript has a single exon. The coding region runs from base 1 to 816 and encodes 271 amino acids. The record is from RefSeq and is a predicted model, not a curated record.
AUGGCAGCACCAACAGCAUUAAAGGCUUCCAGCCAAUCUUCAGAAUCGGCUAUUGCGACUCCAAAGUCUCGUAUCGUCGGUUUAGAUAAUACGAAGACUAUGGACAUCGAUGACGAUGAUAAUGUAUUAAUGAACCAGGAUGAAAACACCGAAGACCAACAAGAUCUAGUACCUGAAACUAAUGAAGGCGAGGAUAAAGGUUUGGUUUUAGGAGCUGAUGGAAAACCCAAGUUUGGUGCAGCUGCCAAAACAGCGGAAACUAAAGUCAAGUUGGAAAGUAGAAAAGUACCUGUCCCACCCCAUCGUAUGACACCUCUACGUAACAACUGGAGCAAGAUUUAUCCACCAUUGGUUGACCACUUGAAACUACAGGUUAGAAUGAAUCUAAAAACUAAAUCAGUGGAGCUCAGAACACAUCCAAAGCACACAGUUGACUCAGGAGCACUACAGAAGGGAGCCGACUUCAUAAAGGCUUUUACAUUAGGUUUUGAUUUGGAUGACUCGAUUGCUCUAUUGAGGCUGGAUGAUCUUUAUAUUGAGACCUUUGAGAUUAAAGAUGUUAAGACCUUGAACGGUGAUCAUUUGUCACGUGCUAUUGGUCGUAUUGCAGGUAAGGAUGGUAAGACCAAAUUUGCAAUUGAGAAUGCUACGAGGACCAGGAUUGUCCUAGCAGACUCCAAGAUUCAUAUCCUAGGCGGGUUUACCCACAUUAGGAUGGCAAGAGAGGCUGUUGUUUCGUUAAUUUUGGGUUCACCUCCGGGUAAAGUUUACGGUAACUUAAGAAUUAUUUCAUCUAGGCUGAAGGAGCGUUACUAA